AUGGUCGGACCACAACCGGUUUUUCCGGGAGGCUCUGUCAUGGCACAUCAACGUGGUCCUCAUGAUCCAUCAAUCGUGAAUGAGCCGUACUAUCACGGUAAGUCCCACCUAGGAUACAGAUUCAACGACUUUAGGGACCUUAGGGGUCAUCCGUGCUGAUUAUCGUGGAUAUUUCUAAUUUUUAAAGCCGAAAGUUUGAUGUCUCGCCCGUAGCUUGUCUCCUAACGCCUUGACAGUUAGUUUCGCCCCUAUAAAUCCCAAACGACUUUUUAUUUUUAGGCCUUUUGCCCCGAGAAGACAUUCGGAUGAUGUUGCACAACAAUGGCGACUUUCUCAUCCGAACUUCCGAGCCCAAUGCCAAAGACGGAGUCCGCUCCUACAUCCUCUCGGUUAUGGUCUACCAGGACAAAGAGGAGAGUGGUGUAAGUCCCCCUAUUAACUAGACCAACUUGUGACACUAUCUUUGCCUAUCUCUCCCUUCGACUUCCAGAUCAAACAUUACGUCAUCCAGAACUCGAGCAACCGUUGGACAAUCGAGAAAUAUGGCUUUGAUAGCAUCAAGGCAAUGGUCGAAUAUCACGUGCACAGAGUCGAGUCCAUCUCCAAGAGCAUCCCGGAGGUUAUUUUGAGGACUCCGAUUGGUCGGCAGGCCUGGGAACUGAGCCAUAGUGACAUUACUUUAACAAAGAAGCUGGGAGAAGGCGCCUUUGGAGAGGUCCGUAAAGGCACGCUGAAGCUGAAAGGAGGGGGUAUAGCCAAUGUGGCCGUUAAAUUGGCCAAAUUGGACAACCUGACCAAGGAGCAGAUCAAGGAGAUCAUGCAAGAGGUAAGAAACGAAAACAUUUUGAUGUGAAUUGGGGUCUCCGAGUAGAAAAAUUCUUGAAUUUUCAUUACUUUUUGUGACCUCUAACGUCAUCGAAUUUUAGGCUCGACUCAUGCGGAACUUUGAUCAUAUAAAUAUCGUCAAGUUCUACGGAGUCGCCGCAGGCCAAGAACCACUGAUGGUGCUGAUGGAGCUGGUCGACUGCGGAGCAUUGGACUCGUAUCUCCAGAAAGGGGAACAACCCCCGGCCCGGAAGGCGAUCAUGUGUGUUCAGGCCUCAUUUGGCAUCGAAUAUCUGCAUGUCAAGAAUGUGAUUCAUCGUGAUAUUGCCGCUAGAAAUUGUUUAUACGGAGAUGGUCAAGUCAAGAUUAGCGAUUUUGGCCUGAGUGUAGAGGGGACGGUAUAUCAAAUGGAUCCACAUCGAAGAGUACCGAUUAGAUGGUAAGUCUCUACAUAUAAUAGUAAAUAUAAUAUAGGAAAAUUAUGGGGAAAUAUGUUUGUAGAUGAUGUUUGAUGAAAAUAGAGGGUGUAGAGGGUUUUAGAGCAAUUUUAAAGUUAACAUGCAACUUUAAGGCUGGCUCCAGAGACCCUUCAGACCUUCAUUUACACCCAGAAGACUGAUGUCUGGGCCUUUGGAAUCUUGUGUUGGGAGAUCUUCUCCAAUGGCCAAGAACCCUAUCCAGGUCUGAGUCCAGCCGAAACCUUCCAGAAAGUAAGUUUUUACCAUUUUUAAUGCAUUUUGAAGUAUUAUAAUUUAUCGCCAUUUACGCUAGCUUUGUAAGGUUUAGUCUUGUUUUUGGGUUUUGAUGAAAAAUAAUUACCGAUUUUUCAUUUUCAACCUUUCUUCUGGUAUGUUACUCUUUUUUCUUUAGGUUAAGGAGGGUUACCGUAUGUUCAUGCCCGCCGACACCCCACCCGAUCUGGCCGAGCUCAUAACGAAGAGGACCUGGGCCGAAAGCCCGAAUGAUCGCUACAGUAUGGCCGAAAUCGCUCACAAGCUGGAGCUCAUGUUCAGAGUGCCCCGCCCUGGCACUGCGCCGCCUCCACCACCUCCUCCACCACCACCUCCACCUCCUCCACCAGCUCCAACAGGACAUGGACCUCAAAGCAGAGUCCCGAGAUCCAAAUACAAAAAACGCACGUGA
Molecule: messenger RNA, 1968 nt
Organism: Bursaphelenchus xylophilus (pine wood nematode)
Lineage: Eukaryota; Metazoa; Nematoda; Chromadorea; Rhabditida; Aphelenchoididae
Source: the annotation of a GenBank genome assembly